AUGCCUGUUUGGAAAAUAAAUUGUUUAAAAAGUGAUGAUGAUACAAAUCCAUCAACAUUAUCAUCAACAACAAUAGAUGAAACAAAUAAAAUUGAAUCAAUAUCAUCAUCUAUUGAUCAUCAAAAUACAGAUAUACCAAUAGCAGUACCGGCUGUUGAUAUUCAUACUCUACCUUCAAGUCCAUCAUCUAUAACUCGUCGCGAACAAAAACAACGAUGUUAUCAACAUUCACCUAUUUCAAUGAGUUGGAGCCAUCGUUUAGCUACACUUGAGCCAUCACCAUCAUUUGCUACAGUGACACCAAUUAAUACUCCUACGACAAAUAAUAAUACUUCUCGUUCAUCUCCAUUGGAACUACGUUUGGCUAAAUAUCGUUCAUUACCACUACUAUGGCUACGUACAUGUGCCUCUUCAAAUCAGCAACAUAGACGACGUACAGCUGUUGGUAAAAAUACGUUUCCUACUUCUCUUGGUGAGUUUGGUGAGUUUGAGAAUUAA
Messenger RNA from Rotaria sordida, 498 nucleotides. The record is from the annotation of a GenBank genome assembly. NCBI's taxonomy places the organism in Eukaryota, Metazoa, Rotifera, Eurotatoria, Philodinida, Philodinidae.